Cotesia congregata is the source of this 1281-nucleotide messenger RNA. The record is from the annotation of a GenBank genome assembly. Lineage: Eukaryota; Metazoa; Arthropoda; Insecta; Hymenoptera; Braconidae.
AUGUCAUCUGCGACUUUUGUUGAUCGGAUAGAUCCAUUUUCCAAGCGAUCCCUUAAAAAGAAAUCGAAAAAAUCACAAGGCUCGUCGCGGUAUCGCAAUUCGCAAGACGUCGAGCUUCAGCAGCUACCUCAGCUUAAAGAUGUUACUCCGUCAGAGCAGGAAGAGUUGUUCAUUAGGAAACUACAGCAAUGUUGUGUCGCUUUCGACUUCAUGGAUCCUGUUGCUGAUCUCAAGGACUUUGAUCCUGAAGAGGAUGAUCCAACAUUAGAAGCGAGCUGGCCCCAUUUACAAUUGGUCUAUGAAUUCUUUUUACGUUUUCUAGAGUCAUCGGAUUUUCAACCGACGAUUGGAAAAAAAGUUAUUGACCAAAAAUUCGUUUUACAACUGUUAGAAUUAUUUGACUCAGAAGACCCUAGAGAGCGAGAUUUUUUGAAAACGGUUUUGCAUCGUAUCUACGGUAAAUUUCUUGGCCUGCGAGCUUUUAUACGCAAACAGAUUAACAACAUUUUCCUCAGGUUUGUGUACGAGACAGAGCACUUUAAUGGUGUCGGCGAGCUACUGGAAAUUUUAGGUAGCAUUAUCAACGGUUUCGCACUCCCGCUGAAAGUAGAGCAUAAGCAAUUUUUAGUCAAGGUGCUAUUACCACUGCAUAAAGUUAAAUGUUUAUCGCUAUAUCACGCGCAACUGGCGUACUGCGUGGUGCAAUUUCUUGAAAAAGAUGCAACUCUAACAGAACCUGUGGUGCGAGGGCUACUAAAAUUCUGGCCUAAGACUUGCAGCCAGAAAGAGGUGAUGUUUCUCGGGGAAAUUGAAGAGAUACUUGAUGUUAUAGAACCUAGCCAAUUUGUUAAAAUACAAGAGCCUUUGUUCAGGCAAAUAGCGCGUUGUGUCUCGUCGCCGCACUUUCAGGUUGCAGAAAGGGCAUUGUAUUUCUGGAACAAUGAAUACAUUAUGUCGCUGAUUGAAGAAAACAAUCAUGUGAUAAUGGGAAUAAUGUUCCCGGCGUUGUACAGGAUCAGUAAGGAGCACUGGAAUCAGACGAUUGUUGCUCUUGUUUAUAAUGUUCUUAAAACUUUUAUGGAAAUGAACAGCAAGCUUUUUGAUGAACUAACUGCCAGUUAUAAAUCUGAGAGGCAAAAAGAGAAAAAACGAGAAAAAGAAAGAGAUGAACUAUGGAAAAAGUUGAAUGAAUUAGAGAUUGAACGACGCGGCGCAAUUAUGGGAACACCUAAUACUCCAGUUCCAGCCACGCCUGUAUCUGCGACACGAGCUCGUCCCUGA